Molecule: messenger RNA, 4512 nt
Organism: Python bivittatus (Burmese python)
Lineage: Eukaryota; Metazoa; Chordata; Lepidosauria; Squamata; Pythonidae
Gene: ABHD17B
Product: abhydrolase domain containing 17B, depalmitoylase
Biological process (GO): regulation of postsynapse organization; protein depalmitoylation
Cellular component (GO): plasma membrane; endosome membrane
Molecular function (GO): palmitoyl-(protein) hydrolase activity
Source: RefSeq, a predicted model, not a curated record
CUCGCUUCGCUCGGCAGUCGUCUAUAGCUCAGCUUCUUUCCGUCGCCUUGCUCUGUUUAGUCUCACGGGAAGCGGGUUGGAUUUUUACACGGAACGAGCCCUGGAGCUUCUGCCGCGCUCUGGCUUUGUCUUUUUUCGGGGCCGGCCGCCGCUGACGGGAGGAAGGGAGGGACUUGAGCCGGCGCUUUAGGCCGUCGCCCGGCGUUGGAGCCUCGGCGGUUGCUCAGCUUAACUGAAUCCUUCAGCUUUCGAACGGCGGCGCUCCAAGAGCCUUGGCAGGAACGGCGCCGCCACCCUGCUAGGCAGUUGGACGUGGCCGUGCGCUCUCUGCGGAGCGCGAGUUCGGAGAUUGGAAGAUGAACAAUCUUUCAUUUAGUGAACUCUGCUGCCUAUUCUGUUGUCCACCAUGUCCAGGAAAAAUAGCUUCCAAACUGGCAUUUUUGCCCCCAGACCCGACAUAUACACUCAUGUGUGAUGAAAGUGGGAGUCGUUGGACUCUACAUCUUUCUGAUCGAGCAGACUGGCAAUAUUCUUCUAGAGAAAAAGAUGCUAUUGAAUGUUUCAUGACUAGAACCAGCAAAGGUAACAGGAUUGCCUGUAUGUUUGUGCGUUGUUCCCCUAACGCCAAGUAUACUUUACUUUUCUCGCAUGGGAAUGCUGUUGAUUUAGGUCAGAUGAGCAGCUUUUACAUAGGACUUGGUUCACGGAUUAAUUGCAACAUAUUUUCCUAUGAUUAUUCUGGAUAUGGAGCAAGUUCUGGAAAACCGACAGAGAAGAACUUGUAUGCUGACAUCGAUGCUGCUUGGGUAGCUCUUAGAACAAGAUAUGGAAUCCGCCCUGAAAAUGUGAUUAUAUAUGGCCAAAGCAUAGGAACUGUGCCAUCUGUUGAUCUUGCUGCUCGUUAUGAAAGUGCUGCUGUAAUUCUUCAUUCUCCUCUGACCUCAGGAAUGCGAGUAGCUUUUCCUGAUAUUAAGAAGACAUACUGCUUUGAUGCAUUCCCAAAUAUUGACAAGAUAUCUAAAAUAACUUCUCCAGUGUUAAUAAUCCAUGGGACUGAAGAUGAAGUGAUUGACUUUUCACACGGCCUAGCAUUAUUUGAGCGUUGCCAAAGACCUGUGGAACCACUGUGGCUAGAAGGGGCAGGACAUAAUGACGUGGAACUUUACGUACAGUAUCUUGAAAGAUUAAAACAGUUUGUAUCACAGGAACUGGUGAACUUGUAAACUGCUUUGUUUAGUUACUUGUUGUUGAAUUUUGUUGCUGAACUUCAGAUCUUGAUAGCCACAACAUAAAACCUGAUGGUUUUGUUUUCAAAUCAGGUCAGUUGCCUUCAUAAAUGUACAGGUAAAAUGAUUUGUAAACAUAAUUAAUGAAGGUUUUAAUGCCAGUAUUAACUGGAAUAGUAGAUGAUGGGGACAAAACUUGUGUAGUGUAUAUAUUUUGUGCAAGUUUUCUUCUAUACUUAAGUCAAUUUGCAAGUCUUUUUAAGAUGUACAAAAAUCAUAGAAGGAAGUAAAAUUUUAAUUAUGUAAAAUCUGAUGCUGUAAAAGUGUUGCCAAAUGCUUUAGCAUAUCCCAAACAAGUUUAUAUACAAUAUUUUUAAAACAUCUCAAAAUGUACUGCGACCUAUUCUGUUGCACAGGUGUAAUUGAAGCAGUUAUAAAAUACAAAUAGCCAUUAUGUUUGAAGGAAUAUAAAAGAAGAAUGAAGACAACCACUUGAAUUUACAGGCCUUAUAUAGGGAGCAAAUCAAAACAAGUGUUUUAUUACCUUGUCUUUUUCUCAAUGUUUUUUUUUCUUUUCCUGACUGAUUAAUGGCCAAAAAUGCUGUUUUCAAAGCAUUGCUCUAUUAACAAGGCCCAUAGAAAUGCAACAAAAUAUGGAACCGAUAGUUUCCAUGAAAUCAGCAAGUAAUCUAAGGAACUUUCUAUAUGGCUAUUUUAAAAUAAUCAUGUAAAAAAAGAUCUUCCAAAAAAAAUCUAAUAUUGAUUUGAUUUUUUUAUAUUGACAAACAUGCAAAGUUACAGACUAGUUGACACUUGAUUUGAAUGUUUUACAAUGUAGAAUUGUUUCAAUUAUUAUGAAAAGUUUACUAAUGUACUCCUAUAUAGUAAAACAAAUGUUGACAACUCAUCGUAAAAUAAGCUGCCUUUCCCUAGAAUACAUUUUUGCUUGAAUAAAAUUAAACUAUAGCCUAACUUGUAAGCAAAAUAAUAUUCAAAUACACACUGUGCUUCUAAUUUUAAAGCCUUAUGUAGUUAACCUGUUCUGCUUAUUCUUGUGAUUGUCUGAGAAUAUCAUAUAUUGUAUUGUAAAUGCUUAGAUUCUGAUGUGUUUAACUCUUAAGAAAAAUUCUACGAUUCUGAAUUGUUUGUGCAAAACAUAAACUGUUCCUGAUUAAUUCAUUCUCUGUGAUAUAGUGAGAGAGCACAAUUUCUAAUGUGACUAAAACAUCUUGCUAAAAUCCAGUGAUUCCAUUAGACCGAAUUCUUGCCUUCCUGCCAGAGGUUUUACUCCUUAUAUCAUCCACUUCUUUAAGGGAUAUAAGACAUUUGAUUAGUGUAUGCUCCCAUUUUGAGCAAAAUUAUUCUGGCUUCUAAUUAAAGCUCUAAAUUGCUUUUAUGAUUUCAUAAAUGAGGGACUUAAUAUAUUAAAUAUAUAGGGCAAACAAUGAGUUGUCACAGUAGCUAGCAAAUAUUUGUCAGGUAUGGUGUUAGAUCUAGGAAAUGUGACGAUUCAAUCCAUAACAUUUAAAAAUAAUAUUUCAUAGAUUUAAUAUGUUUUGUAUUCUUUCCUUCACUCACUUGUUUAGGGAAAAUAAUCAAAUACUUGCCUUAGCAACCUCCCUGAACUAUUCAUAUCACAUAGCAAUUUGAUCACACAGAGAUUGGGUACAAGAAGAACAGUUAGCAACGAGUUCUUUGCCUGAACUGAGAUGCUGUUUUGCCACUGCAAUUCAAGGGAAAUUUCUUAUUACUAAUAUUUAAAAAUAUAUACCUUUCCCAGUUAGAGUGAUGCACUGGAGAUUGGAUUCAGUCUUAGUUAUUAUUCCAGUAGACCUAAUGACUUCAGUGGGUCUAUUCCAAGAUCAAUAAAAUCUAUAUCUUUUAUAAGUUGAAUGCCUGGAGCUUGAGCAUUGAUCCUAAAAUAGUUUUGAUUUGGAUGAGAUAUUAUAAAAACAAGAGAAAAAUGGUUAAGUUUGUGCAGUUGUGCAAUUAAUUUAACUCGAUUUUGGAUUAAAAUAAUUACAUAUUUUCUCUGAAAUCCUUAAUCAUUCAAAUUAAAAGUUGCUCUAGUAUAGUUCAGUUUAAUUUCAGUAUUUUCAUAUGUCCUUUCUCAAAACAGUAGAAUAGAGAUAUAAGUGACCAUUUACCAGCCAAAGAAGUGGCUUGGGAUUGUUGAAUAUAUGAAUUUCUAUUGUUUUUUGGGGCAGGCAACUUGCCAUAUUACAAUAGAGUGUUUGCAAUUAUAUGGUAGCAAGCUGAUUUAUAUUAUGAUUAUAUUGCCUCACAUUUCAGAUUGUUCUUAUGAAGAAUGUAGGAGAAUUUGCCACUGUGUGUGGUUUGGUUAUUGGGCAGUGAGUUCUCUCCUAGUUGCUAUUACCAACAGUAACUUAUAACUAGCUGCUAUGUCUCACAGUCAACUGUGUACAUCUAGGAGAAGUAUAUGGGUAAAGUUGUGCAUUUAUUUACCAGCAGUAAAGAGGUAAGUACUGCCUCUAGAUGUGGCAACUUAAUAUAAAAGAUGUAAAUACUAUACUUCCACCCAUUUCAUCCAUAUUGAAUAACCAUAUGUUUUACCUUACCAAAACAAAUUAGUGAUGACUUAACUAAUCUGAAUUAUGUAUUUUUGAUGCAUAUUGUCUCUUAUGGCUUGGGAGAAAGAAGAUGCCACCUAAUAGGAUACAGGCAUACUGUAUUGUGUUCCUAAAAACAUAUUUUGUACAGUAAUCUUUAGAAGAAGAGGUAAAGGGAUGGCAAAUUGCCUUUUUUGUCAAGAGAUUUAAGAACUUGGCAUGCGUUUAAGGCAAUACCCUUAGAUCCAUAUCAAAUUUGUUUCUGGUUCUUCACUAUUACUGAUUCUGUCAUGGUAAUUUCUGCAGAACCCUGUGUCAGAUGAAAGCCAUUGAUGAAAAAAAGACUUGCCAUCUUUAUUAUGGAAUUGGUGGUUUAAAAAAAAAACUAUGAAGGGAUAAGAUGAGCUAUACACUAGUAAAUAUUUUCAUGUUUGUGCCGUGUCAAGCUGGGUAACUAUAAUGAUCAUUGAUAGGUUGCUCAGUUGGAUGCUAUAGUUUGCAAGUAAAUGGAUGUACAUUGUCUGGUUUAAUACUGCACACUACCUCAAACUGACCUUGUUACUCUUGGAUAGUUGAGCCUCCACAUUUGGAACUGUGGAUAGAAGAUAAUUAUUGAUAUAUUCAUUAUUCCAGAACAUAAACUAAACAAUGUAAGGAAGCCUUGUAAAUGGGAACCAUUUAGAUUAAAUUAAAUCUUGAAUGUUAAUCUUGACUAA